Molecule: messenger RNA, 1704 nt
Organism: Chlamydomonas reinhardtii
Lineage: Eukaryota; Viridiplantae; Chlorophyta; Chlorophyceae; Chlamydomonadales; Chlamydomonadaceae
Exons: 4
Coding region: 706-1161 (151 amino acids)
Source: RefSeq, a predicted model, not a curated record
AUUAAACUGUAAUACACGUCCGCUAGCACCCCAUCGGGGCGUGGAAGGCGGGCGAGCGCAGCUUUCGACCAGCGCCUGCAAGCGCGAUUUUCGCAAGGAUUUUCGCCCGGCGCUGAGCACAUUACAGGCGUGUCAGCAACGUAACGUUGCCGAUAGAUGUAGAUGCUCGACUGGCAGCACAUGAUGCUCCUUUGCGCCAAGCUCCCGCGCUAAAACCCUGCCUUGAGACCCGGCCCGUCCCUUUUACCGCGCCUACGCAAACCGAAGCCGCGCCAGCGCUCACCGCUGCCUAUCUACAACACUAUUUGCCUCGCUGCAGAGGCUUGACCUGCGGGGCUGCGGCUCCCUGAACCAGCGCCACACGCGGCCCCAGCGACGCCGGCAUGCCUCCGCCAGCUGUGGGAGCCGCCUGACGGGCGCUUGGGCUGGCGUACGUCUCGCUCAGCUGGAUCACGACAUACACAAACACAUAGACGGAGCAGCAGCAUCUCGGGCCGGGCGAGGUGGCCAGCGCAGGACGGGCACGGAGGCGCCGGGUGCGCGCCGCUAGGCGGCACGUACGCCACACGGCGACAUCAGGCCGAAGGCACCUCAGGUCUGCGCGCACGUGCUUCGCGCCACCGCCUUCAUAGAAGCAGCAGCGGCUGCAGCAGCAGCUUCUACUUCCGCAAAGAACUCAUUCAGAAGGGGCCGUUGUAGAAGAUAAUGUUCGGCGGUGCCAUGCCGAUGCCCAAGCCGGUGCCUGCGGCCGGCUACGGCGGACCCAUGCCCAUGCCCAUGGGGGCCCCGGUGGGGCUGGGCGGCGGGGUUGUGCCGGAGAUACUCAGCACCACACCCGGUGUGACGGGCGAGGGCCGGUGGCAGGCGUUUGCGACGACGCGGCGCAGGACGGCGGCGGGGCAGGAGGGGCGCGGCGAGAUGUGCCAGCGCAUGCGCUACAUCAUGUUUGAGAUCGACGAGCACAACGGGCGCUUCCUGGCGGACCGGCCCGCCGACCAGCCCUUCCAGUUCCUGGACGUGUGCUGCUGCCAGGGCGGCUUCAGCACCUACAGUAUGGAGGCUGGCAAGGCGCCUCACAAGGGCAUCGGUCUGAUUCUGCCACCCAUGUACGGCGGACACCUGCCAGCCAUACCCGAGCGGGUCCAAGUGCAGUACAGUUGAUCCCCAACCACCAUCGCUCCUACCUGUAACAUGAAAUAGUGGAAGUAGCCAACUGCUAGAGUAAGCAUUCAAGGAGGUUGCGGUUCGGUACGCUGGGCAAACGAACUGUGUCCAGACACCCUAAUUAUUUUGGUGGCGACAUCUGCAAAACACACAUUGCUAUGUGGCUUCCAUCGCGAGUAAGAGGCACAAGAUGCCAGGCGUGCGAGCGAAAGGGCGCUCCCCGGUUCAAUGAAAGGUUGAUGGAAAACAGCAGGCCUUGACAUAGCAGCUGAUCCUGAUGAGAAUUGUGCGUCUUUACCUGUCCAUUAUCACAUAGCUCUAUAAGUCGGGAAUGUUCUCGGGGCGGCUAUUUUGAUAAAGUUGUUACAACGGGGCUCGGUCGCCUGGCCGCUCGUGGCCAACGCAGGGAGGCACAGCUUGUGCAGCCAGCAUAGCGCAGUUUUAUGAGAAAGCUUGGAGUGCGUUGCAUCCCUGCUGAACUCACUGCGACAUUUAUGGUGCCCGUAAGUGUGAGGCAGCGUGCUGUAAGUCGCCCUGAGG